AUGGCCGAUCGAGAUGUCAAUUCUGCAUGCGAACUCUUGGCAAUGGGCUCGGAGUUUGCCCAACUUCACAGCUCCGAGUACACGCGUGGUCUCUUCCUCCUUAGUAAAUGCAUGGUACGUCCUUGUCCACGUGCAGUUUGUAUUUGGGUUAUUAAAAUUCUACGUCCUUCCUACCUGCGUACCCUUUUAGUCAACUAUUAG
This is a messenger RNA of Dibothriocephalus latus, 201 nucleotides long. The record is from the annotation of a GenBank genome assembly. NCBI's taxonomy places the organism in Eukaryota, Metazoa, Platyhelminthes, Cestoda, Diphyllobothriidea, Diphyllobothriidae.